Molecule: messenger RNA, 1415 nt
Organism: Phalaenopsis equestris
Lineage: Eukaryota; Viridiplantae; Streptophyta; Magnoliopsida; Asparagales; Orchidaceae
Product: zinc finger protein WIP2
Exons: 2
Coding region: 234-1226 (330 amino acids)
Biological process (GO): regulation of gene expression; anatomical structure development
Cellular component (GO): nucleus
Molecular function (GO): DNA-binding transcription factor activity
Source: RefSeq, a predicted model, not a curated record
UUUGGGAGCUUACCUCACCUAAUAGCUCUCCUCUCCCCCCUCCCUUUUCCCUUUAGGGCUUGCUUUUUUUUUAAUGGCGUUUUAAUUAGUCCUCUCUCUCUCUCUCUCUCUCUCUCUCUCUCUCUCUCUCUCUCUCUCUCUCUCUCUAUUCUUCUGUACUCUCUUUCCUAUAAUAAGACCUGCCUACCAAAAGAGAUCUCUCCUUCCACAAGCACAUCACACAGCCUGCAACCAUGACAGAUCCAUACACAAAUUUCUUCAAAGGUUACUUCAAUCACUUCCCCUUCUCCUCCAAUUCUCCUCCUCCGCCUCCUCCUUAUCCUCAUCCCUUCUUACCUCCAAACUCCAGCCUCCAUCACAAUCACUGCACUUAUACUAACUGUAAUAAUGACCCACCUCCCUCUCCUCCCUUAAGAGAGCCCCUUCCUCUUCUCCGACAGAGCCCAGCUUCUUCCACUCUCCAUCAUAAAGAAGAACUUCUUAAUGAGGAAGAUGAAGAGGAAGUGACAGUGGCUCUUCACAUAGGACUUCCCAGUCCAAACGCAGCAGAUCUAAUCUCAAAAGUCUCCUGCACCCAACAAGGAGGAGAAGAGACCGAAGUUGUUGAAGAAGAAGCAGAGGUUCCAUUAGCCUACACUGAGAAUUCUAUAGGGAAGCUCAACAAAGGCCAGUACUGGAUUCCCACUCCUUCUCAGAUCCUUAUUGGGCCUACACAGUUCUCCUGUCCCGUGUGCCUCAAGACCUUCAAUAGAUACAAUAACAUGCAGAUGCACAUGUGGGGACAUGGCUCGCAAUACAGAAAAGGACCAGAAUCUCUUCGUGGAAUCCAACCGACGGCCAUGCUAAGGCUACCAUGCUACUGCUGCGCUCCAGGUUGCAGGAACAACAUAGACCAUCCUCGGUCCAAGCCUCUCAAGGACUUCAGAACCCUGCAAACACAUUACAAGAGAAAGCAUGGCAUCAAGCCAUUCACUUGCAGAAGGUGUAAUAAAGCUUUUGCAGUGAGAGGAGAUUGGAGGACACAUGAAAAAAACUGCGGCAAGAUUUGGUAUUGUGUUUGUGGGUCAGAUUUUAAGCACAAGAGAUCUCUCAAGGAUCACGUUAAGGCAUUUGGUCAUGGCCAUGCUGCUUAUGGGGUAGACUUCUUGGACGAAGAUGAUGAGCCUUCUUCAGAGAUUGAGCAAGAUGGAGGCAGUAAUGGCGUGCAGAGUUGUGAAGGGAGGUGAGUGAGCAAAUUGGAGUGGUUUUGUUUAUUGGUGAUUUAGAUAAGUUAAUUAAUCUUAUGGAACAUGGUUUCAUCUAGCUUGGCUAAUAGUUUUAUAAAUGGUUUCGAACAAGUUUUUGCUGCUUGGUUACGAGAAGAGUGCUUUGUUUUGAUCAAGCUAGCAUCCAAACAACUUUGAAUGAAACCUGAC